GCUUGGAGUACCUGACGGCCUUGGGCUCCGAGAUCCGCAGCUUGCGGGGCACGGUGUCCAGCCUGCAGCAGGAGAACGAGGAGUUGCGAAACCUCCUGGAGCAGAGCACGGACACCGACGCAAAUCUUUCCAAGACACGCACAAGCUUCCACUCUACGUCCUCAUCGACCAAAAGCGAGUACGUCGUGCCAGUGAGCCACGAGAAGGCUGAGAACCGUCGUAUGCCCAUGCUGCUACGACUCUUUUCCAUGGAGGAGGAUCGCCUAGCAGUGGCGGAGCCGGCGUGGCGAACCCGAGCGGCGCAUUUUCUGGAGCUGGGGCCGCCAGCGGUGAUCAUCCUGAAUGCGGUGGCCAUCGCCUUGGAUAGCGACGUGAUCACUAACGAGACCGUGUCCCAGGUGAUAGGUGCUGUCUUCACCCUGCUGUACCUCUCGGAGUUCUUGCUGAAGCUGACCCUGCUGGGCUGGCGGGGCUACUUUUGGGACGAGAAUUGGCAGUGGAACUGGUUCGACUUUCUGUGCCUGCUGUGUGCUUUGCUGGAGCUGGUGGCGGUCCUGAUCUAUGUGCUGGGCGCCGACGCGGCACCCUUCUUGGAGGACGUGGCGGUGAUGCGGGUCCUCCGCCUGGGGCAGCUGAUGAGGACGGUGCGGGUUCUGAAGUUCAAGAUGUUCAGCGAGCUUCGGCAAAUCACCAUGGGCAUCAUGAACGGCUGCGAGGUCCUCUUCUGGGCUGUGGUGUUGCUCUUCGCUGUGAUCUACGUCUUUGGCGUGCUCAUGCGCAACCUGGUUGGAGGCACCAUGGCGGAGUUCGAUAACAUCCCCAACUCGAUGUUCACCCUCUUCCGUUGCUUCACCGACGGUUGCUCGGCCUACGACGGCGCCCCGCUGGCCGAGCGGCUGCGGAGCAUCUAUGGUGCGCCCUUCACGCUGGGCUACGUUUGCGUCACUAUGCUGGUGGCCGUGGGCAUUUUCAACAUGAUCAUGGCCAUCUUCUUGGAGAACGCCACUGCCUCAGCGCAGCGCCGGAAGCAGCGGGAGCUCUCUGAGAAGGCCGACGCCUCCGAGCAGGCCAUCCGGAAGGCGAUUGUGCUGCUCCUGGAUCCUUCAGCGGCGCAGCGGGCCUCUGUAGGGCGCCUGAGCAUCGCCUCGCGGCUCAGCGGCCUGGUGCGGGGCAACUCUGCCACCUGGAGGACCCAGCACAGGUGUCAGGACGAGCUCUUCUGGCGCACGCAGUUCGAAGCAUUAAGGCGGAGCACCAGUGUGGACCGGAAAACCUUCAUGCAGUGGCUCCAGCUGCCCGAGUUCUUGGCGAUCCUGGAGAGCGCUGAUGUGGACGUCUCCAACAAGUUCGACCUCUUCGACGUUCUGGACGCCGACAUGGGCGGUGUCUUGGAGCUUGAUGAGGUGGUCACAGGGCUGAUGAAGCUUCGAGGCCCCGUGUCAAAGGCGGACUUGGUGGCCACCCGACUCCAAGUCCGACUGCUCACCCAACAGAUGACCCAACAGAUGAACUCCCGCUAGUGAGCAAGCUCUGCCAUCUUUCGCCUAUGGAGACGCGUGGUUUUGCGAAACCAGGUUUCCACGGCCCGUCACUGGUCCAUGUUAGGCGAAUUUCGGCGUGAGCUCGAAUUGGCCCCCCUGGCCCAAAGCGCACCAUGUGUGUAUACUCAGAUAUGUCCUCUUGCGCUGAGCACCUGAGUGUACAUGUAUAU
This is a messenger RNA of Effrenium voratum, 1711 nucleotides long. Lineage: Eukaryota; Dinophyceae; Suessiales; Symbiodiniaceae. The record is from the annotation of a GenBank genome assembly.